Molecule: messenger RNA, 1110 nt
Organism: Ilex paraguariensis (yerba mate)
Lineage: Eukaryota; Viridiplantae; Streptophyta; Magnoliopsida; Aquifoliales; Aquifoliaceae
Source: the annotation of a GenBank genome assembly
AUGGGUUCCUUCUCCUCCCCACCACCCACAACACUGGAGCCGUCGCUUGAGAAUUCAAUGUCUCGCUAUCGGGUGUACGCCUCGUUUUACUUUAGAGAGCCAGGGCAUAACAUAUACGUCUCGAAUUGGAUCGGGUGCUACGAUCCUUCCAACAACACAUGGAGUUAUGUUAGUCCAAUCUUUGGACUAAUUGAGAACCAUGUGCUAAAGGACUUCGCCAUGACUUCAAAUGGGGACUCAAUUUAUAUAAUCGGGGGACGAUUAUGUAACAAGAAAAGAGCUCUGUAUUCUAAUGACAUUUCCGAGGUUGACGUUGAGUGUGUGACAAUAGGAUCUACGUGGCCGGGGGGCAGUCCACCUUGGCUAGCGCGAGGGGUACUUCGUCUGCUGAGAUGUAUGACCCAUCGCGUGNUAUGUGACAAUAAGAUCUACGUGGCCGGGGGGCAGUCCACCUUGGCUAGCGCGAGGGGUACUUCAUCUGCUGAGAUGUAUGACCCAUCGCGUGAUAAGUGGACCCCAUUGCCAAAUAUGAGCACUUCAAGGUACAAAUGUGUAGGCGUGACAUGGCAAGAAAAAAUCUACGUGGUCGGUGGAUUUGUUGAGAAUAGAAUAACGUCGGAUAGAAUUGUGCUUUAUGUGGAUCGUAGUUCUACUGAGGUGUAUGAUGAACAGAGACGUAAGGGAGACCUCGUGUCAAGGAUGUGGCAACUAGAUGUGCCACCUAAUCAAAUUGUUGCCGUGGAUGACAAGUUAUUUAGCUCUGGGUAUUGCCUAAAUGCAUGGAAGGGUCACAUUGAGACAUAUGAUGGGAAGCUCAAUAUAUGGUAUAUAGUUGAAGGGUCACAACAGAAGCUUCCAUGCACAUCAUGCAUCAAUGGAGAAAAUAGGUCGCGGGUGCAACGGCUUUACCUUACUAUGGCGCCGAUCGGAACUUGUCUUUUCUUCUUGGCGGGUUAUCGAAUGGCCGGAGAGUCAUCGAGAAUAGUGUCAGUGGUCCAUAUAUUCAACAUAUUGGCAACCGGAGAUGGAUGGAGGAGUUUUGAACCCAUGGAAGAGGAGGGGGAGAGAAAACUGUGUAGUCGUCAUUGUUGUGUUGUUCAACUUUCUUAA